AACCACUAUUUGCUGAAUAUCUUCUUCGCAAAAAGCAAGUACCGAUGCCUAUGUUGUGUGCAGAUGAAAUUAAAACUGAACCAGCUGAGCUAAAUGAAGAUGGUGAUGGUGAAAAUGAUGUCACUCUUGCAAACAUUGUACCUAAAAUUGAAGCACCUGAAAGUGAUGACCAGGAUGAUGGUGACUUAAAUAGUCUUAAAACAUCAAAGAGGACUCGAGAAGCAAUGUAUAAAAGACCACAAAAAUUUAAAAGAUACAAACCUGGAUUUGAUAAUGCACCUGCUAAUUUUGCACUACCAGAACAACCAGUGGAAGAUUUUGACAUGUCGUAUUUGUUAGACUACAUUUCUGAAGAACAGGCACAAUUUGAAGAGUUAAAUAGAGAAACUAUGGAAGCUGCAAGAUAUAUAUCAGCAAAUUUACAUAAUAUGAAUGAAACAAAUGUUUUCCCAUCAAGUACGGGAACGAAUGACAACUGUAACAACUCAUCAUCAGAUGUCACAACAUCACGUCCUGAUUUUUCUGAUACAUUUUCAAGCAAAUCUUUAACUUCAUCUACAUUUGAAUCGUGUUCACCAGUUCCGAUUCGCCUACCUAUGUCCAGACCUGCUAAUACUGAAACAAAUAUGUCCAAAAAUUUGUCUUCCGAUAGUUCUAAUUUUGUCAGUUCAUCUAUUGGAAUAUCAUCGGAUAGUAGGAAUCAAUUUAAUACGGGAACACCACCACCAACAAGAACACCUCCAAUGCUAGGAAUGGCUGAAUCUGUUUCUGUAAAUGCGAAACCUACAGCUACCAUUUUACCUGUAGUUACAGUAUCUCCACUUGUCACUGAUAUUCAAACUUCUUCUUCAAAUGUUUCUUCAUCUGGAAAAUAUACAACAAGCUCAUCACAGUUAUCAACAAUAUCUUCAUCAACUUCAAGACCUUCAUCACAAACAGGACGACAAACAAUAUCAAUAACAUCACAGUUUUUAUCUCCGCCUACUUCUCAUUGUACAACAGUUAAUUCACCGGUAACAGCAGUUGCACCUUUGACUUUUUCCAGUUCUGAUCAAAAAAGCUCCAAUUUAUCAUCAUUAUCUACAAAAUCUGCUUCUGGUAUCAGUCCAAAAUCUGCAGAUUCGUUAUUACAGUCUAAGGAAGCAUGCACAAGUAGUUUUGAUCAUGUUAAUAAGUCAACCAGUAGCACUCCCAAGAUAUCACGAAAAUCGUAUAUUGGAAGUUUGGACAGAGAUCCUAGUAUUCAGUUGACACCUAGUAAUGCUAAAAACAUUAAAAUAACAAAUAUUAUAAGGCCAGGUUCUAAAGCAAAAACUGGUUCCAAACCACUGGUUCGAUCUACACCAGUAUUAACCAAGCAACGUAAUUUUUUGAAAACUAGCUCAGAUUUUCAAGAGAAGCAGUCAAACUUAAAUCUCUCAUUUGAUGAAUUUUCAGAGGAUGAAGAGGAUAAUACGGACUAUGUUGCACUUCUUGGAGCCCCACCCGCAAAUUUGGAUGAUUUUAUAAACAAGACUUAA
Messenger RNA from Ctenocephalides felis (cat flea), 1520 nucleotides. RefSeq names its product cell wall protein RBR3-like. The record is from RefSeq and is a predicted model, not a curated record. The transcript is spliced from 4 exons. NCBI's taxonomy places the organism in Eukaryota, Metazoa, Arthropoda, Insecta, Siphonaptera, Pulicidae. The coding region runs from base 45 to 1520 and encodes 491 amino acids.